Messenger RNA from Nyctereutes procyonoides (raccoon dog), 7823 nucleotides. RefSeq names its product glucocorticoid modulatory element binding protein 2 (gene GMEB2). Gene Ontology annotation, molecular function: RNA polymerase II cis-regulatory region sequence-specific DNA binding; DNA-binding transcription activator activity, RNA polymerase II-specific. Bases 4170 to 5780 code for a protein of 536 amino acids. Gene Ontology annotation, cellular component: nucleus. NCBI's taxonomy places the organism in Eukaryota, Metazoa, Chordata, Mammalia, Carnivora, Canidae. The transcript has 9 exons. The record is from RefSeq and is a predicted model, not a curated record. Gene Ontology annotation, biological process: positive regulation of transcription by RNA polymerase II.
CCCGGGAGCCCCCUGCCCCGGGGCGGGCGCGUGUGCGAGGAGCACCGCGGGGACCCCAGCCCUGCCCUCCGCCUCGGCGCCCCGACCCUCGUCUCGUGCGAGGAGCACGCGGUGCACCUUCCAGCACCUUCUAUGGGGCCGUGGCCGCGUCCUGAGGCUCCGCAGGACUCAGCUGCCCCCCACCCCCGCCCCGCUUGAGCCCGCCCUUGGGCCAUCGUGCACCUGCCGCGCGCUCCCCGGCGCGGCCGCCGCCAGCCCGAGGGUGCAGGGCUCCGGUGGGACGCGGACCCCGUCUCCCUGGGUGUGCGCCCACCCUGGGCGCUGGGUCACCGGGAGCUGCGCCCGCGGUGUGCGAGGCGCGAGUCAGCCAGGCGGACGGCCCGGACGGCCCGGACGGCCCGGAGCCCAGAGCGGGCGCCCUGCCCUCGGUCCGGAGCGGGAGGACCUGCUGGGGGCGCGGGGUGCAAGCGGCGCUUCCCUGCGCGCGGGCCCUGGAGCCCUGCUCGGGUCAGGCUCGGGUCAGGCGCCCGAAGUAACUAACCGGGUUGGUGCCUGAGCUGAGAAGGGAGGCCGCUUGCCUGGGCGCCCCCACCCCCCCCCCGCCGCGGGCCGACCCCCCGGAACCGGGACUUCCUGUGCGACAAAGUCGGCAACUAGUUAAAAGCGUUUGAAACCCUGCGAGGAUCUGAGAACUGGUGCCCGUGGGCGGCGGCUGCGGCCUCCGCUGUGUUCCCUGCGUUUUUACCGGGAAACACGUUCCUGAUCUUGCCCCGUGGGAAGCCAGAGCCGAGCCCCCGAGCCCCCGCGCCCACCGCGCACUAGCGCUUCUGUCUAGUAUUUACGCAUCAUCGCCCAGGAGGGCCCCCGGGAAAGUAACAGCAUCGCCUUCGCGCGAACGUUACAUGGAGCCUGGGUGGGCUCGCAGGACCCCGAGCUCCGGGCGGACCCCGGGGGCGGGGAGCCCGCGCGCCUCCCUGCGGGCCUCGCUCCGCCUCCGAGCAUCAUUGUAUCAUCAUUGUAUCACGGCCUUGAGUUCUGUGAAGUAACCUUCCUCCGGGUUGUUUCGAAAACUUAAUACAGUUGCCACCGGAGAGGCAGGAGCGGCAGGAGCUCGCUUGAGUGCAUUUUCGCCCCGUCUUGCUCUGGGUGGGCGCAGCUGCUGUAGGGAGGAUCCCGCCUUCUGCGGCGUGGAGGGGGCGUUCGUGGCCCCACGGAGCUCACCCAGUGGAAGCAGGGCUCCCUGCUGGCGAGAGCUAAACCGGUUCAAUGUUAUUUUGAGUACAAUAAAGAUCAACAAAUGUAUUGUUUUUAAAAGUUCUUUUUUUUAAAUUAGUAAUCUCUACAUCCUCCGUGGGGCUCAGACUCAAAAUCCUGAGACCGGGAGACGGGGCCAGCGGGGUGCCCCAGAAGUACGAUUUUACGGUAGACUUUGACUCAUGUUUGUUUAGAGGUUUUGGUUUUACCGCUUAGACCUAGGACACAGCAGCUCUACUUUAGGAACGGGCAGUGCGUCCGUCAGCGCCAGUGACUUCAUCGUGCAGCUUUCCUGGUUUAAGGCGUCUGAGCACAGGCUUAAGGUCCCUGGAGGCCCUGCCGUGGGACCUCAUGACAGAGGACCCGGUCUCUCGCCAUCAGCAUCUCCCGCCCAAUGGUGCGUGUUUGACCGAGGCAGAGUCUGCAGGCGUCGUAACUACCCGAAAUCUGGGGUUUGCGUCACAUUCUUCUCGGUGCUUAUGUUCUGUGAUGUCACAUGGGCACCAUCACGGCGUCCUGCGGCGGCUGUCACUGCCUCUCGCCCUCAGAGUUCCUGCAGCCGCUCAUCUGACCGUGUCCCUCGUGUCGCCUCCCCAGACUGGCUCCUCUUACUUAGUGGUGUGCAGUUAAGCUUCCUCCGUGUCUUUUUCUGUCUUUGUAGCCCGUUUGUCACUGUCCCUGGAUGAUGUUCCAUCGUGUGGAGCAUAAACACCCAUUUAUCUCCUCACCUGUUGAAGGACUCGGUUCCCGGUCUGCUUAGAGCUGCUCCGCCAGCCGAGCCGCCAGCCGAGCCCCGCCCCGGCCCUGGCACGCGGCACACCUGGCUGGCCUGGGCGCCUUGGAAGCCCUAGCAGACCACGAGUGCUUUUGCUUUCGAGCCGUCGAAUGCUCAUAAGAGGAAAACGGUUCAGUGUGUACUGGCCCAGAUCUGACUGUCCCAGGUACUCUGUCUCCGUCCCUGAUGGGACAGGUUUCCUCUCCCUUCUGGCGGAAGAACGUCCCCUCGUGCCUCCUUUGGAGCAGGUCUCCGUGUGACCAGUUCUACUUUUCCUUCCCCUGAGAACGUCUUUAUUUCUGUAGGACGUCUUCCCUCUCGAAUCCUGGGCGGACAGCUCUGUUCCCCCAGCACCUUCUGGAUGCUCCUGCCCCCUGGCCCGCUGGUUUCUGGCCAGGGCUCUGGGCCCCUUGGCUUCUUGUUGGGAAUGUGGUGUGUUCCGUUUGGCGGCUGCCUUUGAAAUGUUCUUACUUUCUCUUUGAUUUUCAGCAAUUUGUUAGGAUAUCUGGGCACGGAGCUGUUUGAGGUUUGCUGAGCGGCUUGAGUGUGUAAGUUUGUACCUUUCAUUAGAUUUGGGAAGUGCUCAGCUAUCAUUUCUUCGAAACACGCUUUUUUGUCUUCACACUGUCUUCGUCCCUCCUGGGACCCCAGGGACACAACCGUCCGCCUCUCUACCACGUUCACGCAGCCCUGCUCAUUUUGUUUGUGCACCUUUGUCUGUUGUUCAGUUUGGAUGACGCACUGGGCUGUGUUCAUUUCGUUGUUCUCCGUUCAUCUUCUCCCAUCUCUUUUCUGUUAUUGAGUCCUUUCAGUGAAUUUUUUAUUUUCAUACACACACAUUCUCAGAUUUCCAUUUGGCUGUAGGUCCUGUUCCUGUGCUGAGACUUUUUAUCUUUCCACUUGUUUCAAGACGUCUGGCUUUGUCCCUGAAGCAUGGUACACCAGCUGCUUUAAAGUCUCUGACGAUUCAUUUCAGAGUGGGCUUUUCUUGAUUUUUUUUUUUUUUCUUGAGAAUUGGCCAGACUUUCCUGCUUCUUUUUAUGUCAGAAAAGUUUGGAUUAUAUUCUGGGUGCUUUGAAUAUCGUAUUGUGAAGCUCUGGGUCUUGUUUAAAUCUCAGAGUGUAGACAUUUCUGUCCUAGCAGGAAGGCAGCCUGGUUAGGCUCAGGCCGCAGGUUUGGAGCUCCUGCCAUGGGCAUGGUCAUUACGUCAACUCCGUCUUCAGAGCCCGUGUGGUGCUCUUUGGAACUGACCAGUAGGGUGAGUUCUCCAAACCUUUGGUUUGCCAUUUAGGGUCUGGACCCCCACAGACAGUUCUGGGGUGACCCAGGCACCCUUUCCAUACCUCCCUGCUCUGCACAGUCUCCGCCAUAUUCUCUGACCCCGGGGCCCCCUUUCUCUGGCUAGAAACCUUGGUGUUCGUGUGUCCUCUGUGCCGUGACACCUCAGCACAAGGUCUGCCUCGGGUGAGUGUCAACUGGAGGGCAAUGGGAUCCGCCAGUCGGUGGACCUGUGUGCCUCUAGUCCCUCAGAGUUCUAGGUGCCUGCUGGGCCCCUGCCGUCACAGGGAUUUAGCAGGGACCGAGGCUUGCUAGAAGGCAGAGCCAGUAAAAGCAAAAAUAAUAAUAAAAGGGUGUUUCCUCCUCUUCUGUCUGGUGUGGGUUUCCCUUCCAGCUCUGCAGACCGGAGCCUGUACUCGUCUCCAUAUGCUUACUGUGCACGGUCCUGCAAUGCGGGCUGCCUCUGCGUGGAGGCCAGGGGACUCGCCUCCGGAGGAGUCUGCUUGGGUCCUGGGGUCCUGCUCUGUCCCUGCUACGUGACCACUGAGUUUUGGGCCCACGUGCAGCAGCUCUGUGUUUCACUUGGGGGUUUUAGCUCUUCUAGUGGCAAAGAUGUGUGGGCUGUACUUAUUCCAUCUUCACCAGAACCAGCAGCCCCGGGAUAGUCCUCUGUCAUUUGUGUCAGGAGGGAGCAGGCUCGGACUGAAGGGCGGGCCUGGGAGGUACAGAGUCGCAGGUGCCGGGAGCUCUGUUGUGCCUACCAGAGGCUCGCUGAGACUCUGCGCCCUGCCUUGUGGUCUCUCUAGGGCUUGGGACCCUGGCGGAGUGACACUCCUGGUUCCGGUGUCGUCUUUGCUGAGCCAUGGCAACCCCGGAUGUGAGUGUCCACAUGGAGGAGGUGGUGGUGGUGACCACGCCAGACACUGCAGUGGACGGGAGCGGCGUGGAGGAGGUGAAGACUGUGCUGGUGACGACCAACCUGGCUCCUCACGGGGGCGAGCUGGCGGAGGACAGCAUGGAGACUGAAAAUGCGGCUGCGGCAGCGGCGGCCGCGUUCACGGCGUCCUCGCAGCUCAAGGAGGCUGUGUUAGUGAAGGUGGCUGAAGAAGAGGAGAGCCUGGAGGCUGAAAUCGUGUAUCCCAUUACCUGCGGAGACAGCAGAGCCAACCUGAUUUGGAGGAAGUUUGUGUGCCCGGGCAUCAAUGUGAAGUGUGUUCAGUAUGACGAGCAUGUGAUCAGCCCAAAGGAGUUUGUGCACCUGGCUGGCAAGUCCACCCUGAAGGACUGGAAGAGGGCCAUCCGGAUGAACGGCAUCAUGCUCAGGAAGAUCAUGGACUCUGGGGAGCUGGACUUCUAUCAGCACGACAAGGUCUGCUCCAACACCUGCCGCAGCACCAAGAUCGAUCUCUCAGGCGCCCGCGUGUCUCUGAGCAGCCCCACCUCGGCCGAGUACAUUCCCCUCACACCUGCCACGGCUGAUGUGAACGGGUCUCCCGCCACCAUCACCAUAGAGACCUGUGAGGAUCCUGGCGACUGGACCACGGCCAUCGGAGAUGACACGUUCUCCUUCUGGCGAGGCCUCAAGGACGCAGGCCUGCUGGACGAGGUCAUACAGGAGUUCCACCAGGAGCUGAUGGAGACCAUGAAAGGCCUGCAGCAGCGGGUCCAGGACCCCCCGCUGCAGCUCCGAGAUGCCGUCCUCCUCAACAACAUCGUGCAGAACUUCGGCAUGCUGGACUUGGUGAAGAAGGUGCUGGCCAGCCACAAGUGCCAGAUGGACCGCUCUCGGGAGCAGUACGCCCGAGACCUGGCAGCCCUAGAGCAGCAGUGUGACGAGCACCGCCGUCGGGCCAAGGAACUCAAGCACAAAUCUCAGCACCUCAGCAACGUGCUCAUGACGCUGACCCCCGUCUCCCUGCCACCCCCCACGAAGCGGCCCCGGCUGGCAAGGGCCACGUCAGGGCCGGCUGCCAUCGCUUCGCAGGUGCUCACCCAGUCUGCCCAGAUCGCCCUCAGCCCCGGCGUGCCUGUCUCCCAGCUGACUGGCGUGCCGCUCGGCAAAGUGGUGUCCACCCUGCCAUCCCCCGUGCUGGGCAAGGGACCCCCCCAGGCUGCUUCCGCCAGCUCUCCGGCCUCGCCCCUGCUCGGGGGCUACACAGUGUUGGCCUCAUCGGGCACCACCUUCCCUAGCACCGUGGAGAUCCACCCGGACGCGUCCAGCCUCACGGUCCUGAGCACAGCCGCCAUGCAGGACGGCAGCACUGUGGUCAAGGUGGUGAGCCCCCUGCAGCUGCUCACCUUGCCGGGCCUGGGCCCCACCCUGCAGAACGUGGCCCAGGUGUCACCUGGGGGUAGCACCAUCGUGACAGUGCCCACGGGGGCCGUCGAGAGCGCCGUGGCCGCCUCGGGGCCCGAGGAGCACACAGCCACCAUUGAGGUGGCCGCCAUGGCGGAGGGCCACGAGCACAAGUAGACGCUGGUGGAGGGCGAGGCCCCUCAUGGGCACAGGGCUGGCCGCCUCUCCUCAAGCCCCGGCCGGCCGGGAGCACGGCACCGCCGCCCCGCGGGUCACGUCGGGCUGAACCAAAGAGAGGGAACACCAAACAGACGGAAGAGAAAGGGAUCGCCAGCGACAGGCCUGUGCGGUCAGCCUCCCCCUCGAACUUCCUCCCCCUUUUCUUAGGAAAUACAUUCUUCCAUCUGUGCUUAUUGAUACUGUUUACACGUUGGGCCUGAUGAGGAGCCAGGCAGCGAGGACGAGGAGGCACCGCCGGGGAGCAGGGCGCGGACCCCGUGGAUGCGAGGGGCCCCCGGGGGAGGGGGUAUCACGAACACAAGUCUUGGGAACCGUCCCCAAGUGUGGAAACCCAUGGAUCCUAUGGAUUUGGUUUCUUCCCACAGUUUUCUGUAGGUUUAGCGGGUCCCGGCACCCUGAUCUCCCGUCUCUGGAGCGGGCGCCGUGCUGCUGCAGGUCCACACGCGGCCCUGGGCAGGGGCGCCUGGGCACCCAGGGCUGGAGUGCCACUCCCAGGGCACCCGCCUGAGCAGAGGGCCCAGAGGCCCCAGCAGCUGAGUUUGCCGUCUGCCCACCUCCCUCCGCCCUGCAGGCGCUCGGGCCCCCGGGGGGGCCCCUGCACACGCGCAGUGGGUGUUUUUAAGUGAAUUAUUAGUAGGCUUCUAGGAAGAGUCAGAUUUCUAGCAUUUUCAUCCUAAGCAAUGCUGAGUGCCUAGGCUACCUGCAUCGCUCUGGGCUCCAGAGUGCUCAGUACGAGGCAGCUGUGGGUGUGCGGCCCCGGGGCGACUGCGCUGGUGGUUCCUGCUGCUCCGGCGGUGAGCACUCGCCUGGCGGGCCGCCCGGAGGAGGGUGGCGGUGACGGUGGUGUGCCCCUGCGGCUUUUGUUCCGGGGGUGCGGGUGCGAACACAGCAAGACAGGAACCGAGGAGGGUCCGCGUGGGGCGAGGUGCUCCCACCUUUGGGGAGCUCGUCAUCCACCCCGUGCUCAGCCUGCUGGCGGGGCCGCCGUGACAGCUCUAGCCCCUGGCCCUCCGGGACCCCCACCCAGGAGUGGAGGUGCACCCUGCUGGCUGGCACUGGUGCCCGAGGGCGUGUGGGGUGGCAGUCGGGUGGUCUGGACCAGGGUCUGUCACUGCGGGGCCACCCGGGGGCCGUGCUCAGGUCUGCUUGUGGACCCAGGAGGAAGAGCAGCAGGGGUCCCAGGGCCCGCCCGAGCCCUUGAGUGGACGUCCCCGCGGCCACGCUUCCCCCGGCGGCCAGUUCAGUUGCCUGCGGAAGACCCUUCUCUGCCGGAAGGGGACGGGGCUCCAGCGCAGCCACUGCCCUACUUUGUGCUUCGAAGGGAACUGGUCGUCUGUCUGUCCUUCCUUCCCAGGUGCCCCACACCUCCCCGAGUCUCCCAGGCGCUCCUUCCUGUUUUCUUUCUGUCACAUACUUGUUUGCUGUGGUCACGGGUCAGCUGGUUUCAGCACGGUGUUUACCUGCUGCUUACGGAGUCCCGAUGCCUGUGGCAGUGUGACCGCGGGGUGGGCGCGUCCUGUCCUGUCCUGUGCGUCUGCACCAGCUCGGGCAGUGCGAGAAAGCACAUCUUGCCCUUGGGGCCUUUGUCAAAGUCAGACAAGCGGCCCCUUUGAAGCCGCCGCCCCCGCCGGCAGUCAGACCGCAGGGCUGGAGGGAAGUGCACAUCCGAGCCAUAGCACGGAAGCCCGCAGCUUCAGAAAUAACUGCAGCCCCUCCCUCCACCUGGGCGGGGGGCGGGGGGACACCUGUGCCUGGCAGGGCCCCGAGCCCCGGCUGUCGGGGGGCCGCGGGGGCCGCCUGCACCCCUCCAGUCCCCGGGCGGGACCGCGGGCUGCUUCUGGGGAGCAGGACUGGACUUGGUUUCUCUCACGGCUGCCGGCCCAGAGGCAGCCUGGGGAAGGGAAGCAUCCGGGUUCUACUUUGUAUGUUUUGCAAGUAUCUGCUUGGUACUUUGAUUUACAGUAAAAACAUUUUUCGUAA